CACUCUGCUUUCAGAGCAGCAGAUGGCAGCACGCACCUUAGUAGAAGAAGAAACUUAUGAGGAAGUAGGGAAGACGGUCCCACGGUAGUGACGUCAGUGAACCUAUGUCAAAUAUGGAGAGCCCGGAGUUAACUUUUACUUUGGCUUACAUGGUGUUUUGCCUCUGUUUUGUGUUUACGCCGAACGAGUUCCGUUCGGCCGGUUUAACAAUCCAGAAUCUGUUCUCAUCCUGGCUGGGAAGUGAGGAUGUGGGCUUCACCCAGUACCACGUCAGGAGGACCAGCAUUACCGUCCUGGUCCACUCCGCACUGCCUUUAGGUAAACGCUAACAUCCAGACAGAUAAGGACAGGGAUAUAACUAAGUUACUACAUGGGGAUGUGUAUCGCUGCUCCAGAAAAAAACCUGGGAUACAUUCACCAGGUGAGUGACAGCUGGAGAGUAUUUCUCCUCCUCUCGCUCUGCCUCCAGUUGGCCAGCUGGACACUCGUCAUCUACUGGUCCCGCUUCCGCUGGCAUAACCAUCCAAUCAGCCGAACCCUGCAGGCCCACGCACAGCCUCCUCACUCCAACUGGGGCUCUUUGGCAACUAGCAUCAACAAUGAGUUCAGACGCAUAGAUAAGUUUGCUACAGGGGCCCCUGGAGCCAGAGUUAUUGUGACAGACACCUGGGUGUUAAAGGUGACAACCUAUCACGUCUACAUGGCCUUACAGAGUGAAUGUCAUGUGACAGUGACAGAGUCUAGACAGCACCAGCUGAGUCCAGACUCUGCCUCCCCCACACAAAUCUUGACCCUGAGAGUGGACAGCGUCAACCCUGCUGUCAGACCCUUUGAUAUCAGGCUCAACUCUACGGAGUAUGCAGAGUUCAGGGAGAAGCUACACGCUCCCAUCAGAAACUCUGCCAAUGUAGUGAUCCACCAAACGAUCAGUGAACUCUUCCUGGAAACAUUCAGAGCUCAGGUGGACCUCAAUCAGCGGUACACACUCCCCAGUGGACAGGAGAUAGAGCCUUGCAUCGGCUGUAUGCAGGUUCCAGCAAGCAUCAAGCUGGUUAGACUCUGCCAUGUAGAAGACCCAUGUGGUGUCUGUCCUGUCUGGGUCGAUGGUUCGCCAGCCGCCAAGACCAGCAAAGACCUGAGACCUGGUUGUCCAGCAGAGUACCUUGCCCCACCUGUAGAGCCAAAUUCUGUAUACUGGACAUCUGUGUGGUCCGCUGACAUGACCGACAUACAGACCCAACUGACUUUUUCUUCUGGAAAUAAUGUGGACGUUUGUUUUUAAGCAAGAUUCAGCAACAAACCUCUGGAGGAGAAGGAGUGGACAGUACAUUGGUCUAAGUUAUGCACCUGCCCAUUCUGUGCUUUCAGCAGGGUGUUACAAUUUAGGGGAAUUUGAUUAAACACUCUGAAAAACAUUGGCUUUUACCUCAACAAGUGGUAUGAUCAGUGGGGAAUGUUUGUUUGUUUCACCCACAGUGAGAUAUGAGUGAUGAUGCGUUUCCCUGAUCUCUGUGCAGUCAGUAAGGAGACGUUCAGAAUGUGUUUAAGUCAGCAUGAAGACUGAAUGCAGGAGAGAAUCAAAGGGAAACAAAUGCCUUUCAUCAAUUGUAUGGCCGGGGCAUGUACCGCUGUACACUGUGUGCAAAAUUAUUAGGCAAGUUGUAUUUUUGAGGAUUAAUUUUAUUAUUGAACAAAUACCGUGCUCUCAGUCAAUCCAAAAUGUUAAUAAACCCUCAAUCCUGAAUAUUUAAGAAA
Molecule: messenger RNA, 1755 nt
Organism: Micropterus dolomieu (smallmouth bass)
Lineage: Eukaryota; Metazoa; Chordata; Actinopteri; Centrarchiformes; Centrarchidae
Gene: tmem129
Product: transmembrane protein 129, E3 ubiquitin protein ligase
Exons: 7
Coding region: 371-1282 (303 amino acids)
Biological process (GO): protein ubiquitination
Cellular component (GO): membrane; endoplasmic reticulum
Molecular function (GO): ubiquitin protein ligase activity
Source: RefSeq, a predicted model, not a curated record